Schizophyllum commune H4-8 is the source of this 1989-nucleotide messenger RNA. RefSeq lists its product as uncharacterized. The record is from RefSeq and is a predicted model, not a curated record. Lineage: Eukaryota; Fungi; Basidiomycota; Agaricomycetes; Agaricales; Schizophyllaceae. The coding region runs from base 1 to 1989 and encodes 662 amino acids. The transcript has 10 exons.
AUGGACGCUUCCGCCAUGGCCCCCGCUUCUCCUCAGUCACCAACUUCCCUGUCGAUGCACCCUCCCGGUUAUGUGUCGACCUUAGCACAGAACGCCGCAUCGUCUUCCAGCACUGUGCACCCUACGAUGCCCACGCGCUCUGAGCCACGGUACUCCUCACCUUCAGCAAGGAGUGACGCUACCUCCCACGCACGCUUCAUUGUCAUUGAUGGAGAUAGCGAAGUGUACACCGAUGAACAGCGAGUCGAAGCUGAGGUAGAGCAACGAUAUGCUCGCGGGGAACGCCCUCAUCUGUUGUAUUUCGAUACCCUUACCUCUGCUUUGCACGGUCGCGCGAAGAAGAAGAGGAGGCAUGCUGUCUCAGCACGUACGCGCGGCACAAUAUUUGACUCUGAGUCCUUGACUUCGGUGGACCGGCUGACUACGCGCACGUCUCGCCAAGAAGAGUGUGAUCGUAUUGAUCAUGAGCGACAGGAAAUGGUUAUUCGACGUGCAGGCGAACUUCGACAGCAGCUUGAAGACGCGUCUCUCGAAGCUGGGGUGUAUUCCCGCACGGAAGAAGAAGUCGCGGCGGACGACAUUUGGGCUCCAUUGCAGGAAACGGAGCAGCCAGACCCUGGAGACACGGACGAUAGUGACUGGGAGGACGAGCGUGUUGAGAUGGUUGUCAUCUGCGGAGAUACGCGUCGGAGGCGGCGACACGCAACACUAGACAAGGAAGAACGCGCCAGGCGCUGUCAAGAGGCCUGGCAAGCCGACAUGACACAUCUCACGCACGCAUAUCUGCAGUACAAGCAUGCGCUCGUGCCGGACGACAACAACUCCAUACCCGGCGUCGCGUGGAGUAUUGCUACCUUGGGCGUACGAGAGCUUGAAUGGGCGCGUCCAUUCGUUCAAAGAGAAGGUCAGAGCGCCAAUACCGUUCUGCUACAUCAUGGACUGCUUGGUGCAUCGCCCGUAUCGCCCUCUAUCGCCUUCACCACCGAGCUUCUAGAGCUCUACCACCAGUUGAGGCGACACCAACCAUCCUUCAGUGUUCAAGCCAUGGUCAAGACUUUAUGCAGCAUCCAUAAUCUCUCCUACCGCCACACAUACCGCCAGCAGUUCUCGGACUGCUUUGACGCGUACCUUGCUAUACUGCGUGCGGUGCAGCUUCAGACCGAUGCCGCUCUUGGCCGCGGAUUUGAUUGGCUGGUCAAGAGCCAGUGUGCUGCGUGCGUAAACAAGAUACCAGAAGAAGAGGUUCUUUGUCCUACGAUGCUGCACGCCAUGGACGGCAACGAGUCGCUGAAGCGGGUCACCGGCUGGGGCCACACAGACAAGCGUGAAUUCCAUAGCGCUUUCUUGAUUUCAUCCGGCGACGUCGACAAGUUCAAGGAUGAUGUCAAGCAUCGUACCCAAGGCCCGCGGGGCGAGGACCGGUCCUCGUCUGACGAGAAGAAAGCAUGUACGGCAGACGGGCAUUGGAAGACCGCCAACGCCUCUACGAUCAGCACCGAAACAUUCGAUGAAUGUGGCGCCUUCGUGUCCGUAUGCCGCCACCAUCUUGUCAGGACGUUCUGUCCCAUGAUCCGAAGUGGAGAGCUUGCAAAGUACGGGCUUGCAACGGUCAAUCGCCUUCUGGAUCUCUUUGGCAGUGGACAAGGGAUUGGGUAUGAUAUUGGCUGUACGCAUCGGACUACUAUCGCGUCCAGUACACUCGGAGAAAAGGCCAAGGCGUUGGGACUCGAUAUCACCGUUGAUGCCUUCCACGGCUACGCCCACCACCGACGAUGUCAGCUGAAGAAUCACCCCUUAUUUCGGGAAGGGUACGGGCUGGAGGACUUGGCGACUUGCGAACGUGUUUUCUCCGCAUCCAAUUCGGUCGCACGACUUGUUCGCCAUGCCUCAAAGUUCCAUUACGGCCAGUUCAUCGAUCUCCACUUCCGUAAUGGGAUCGCGCUUGGGAAGCGUUAUACGAAGGUUACGACGAGAUAUUCAGGUGCUUAG